Alligator mississippiensis (American alligator) is the source of this 1182-nucleotide messenger RNA. It is a transcript of the gene SDHAF1, whose product is annotated as succinate dehydrogenase complex assembly factor 1. Gene Ontology annotation, biological process: mitochondrial respiratory chain complex II assembly. The record is from RefSeq and is a predicted model, not a curated record. Bases 642 to 893 code for a protein of 83 amino acids. The transcript is spliced from 2 exons. Gene Ontology annotation, cellular component: mitochondrion. NCBI's taxonomy places the organism in Eukaryota, Metazoa, Chordata, Crocodylia, Alligatoridae.
GGGGGUCGCAUCUCGUCCAGCCCCGCUCCCAGCAGGCCCAGCCCCAGCCACAUCAUAGAUUCAUAGACGUUAGGGUGGGAAGGGACCUCAAUAGAUCAUCGAGUCCGACCCCUGCAUAGGCAGGAAAGAGUGCUGGGUCUAGAUGACCCCAGCCACAUGCCCAUCUAACCUCCUCUUGAAGACCCCCAGGGUAGGGGAUCCCAGCCACGGCUCUGUCGACCCCGGGCUUCAGCACCUCCCAGCAUGGAGGUUUCCUCCCUGCAAAGCCUGUUCCAGCGCUUCACCCCCUCCAAGCCACCCCAGACCCUCGGCCCAAAACUACACGACAGAGCCCCGACCCUCGCCCGGGAAAGCUGCGGCUGGGGGUGCACCCAAGAGCCCCCAGGCCCUGCCCCCACUGCAGGGCACGGCAACCCGCCCCGUCCGGACCAGUCUGAGCAGGGGGGAAAGCCCUUCCUGCCCCAGUGCAGCGCGGGGCAAACCCCGGACCGCCCCGACCCCUGGCCGGAGCCACAUGGCCGGGGUGGGCGGGGCCUUGGCCGCAGUGUAUCCGCCGCAGCCAAUGGGGAGCGAGGCCUGGGGAAGUCGGUGUCUCAACGUUCCAGGCCGGAUCGGAAGCGGAGCGCCGCCCCUCGUGCCCCAUGGCGCGGCACAGCCAGCUGCAGCGGGAGGUGCUGAGCCUGUACAAGCAGUGCCUGCGCGCCGCCCAGGGGAAGCCGGGCUUCGCGCCCCGCGUCCGCGAGGAGUUCCGGAGGAACGCCGCGCUGCCCGCCUCCGACGUCCUGCGCAUCGAGCACCUGCUGCGCCGCGGGCAGCGCCAGCUGCAGCAGCUUCGGGACGCCCGCACCACCCAGCUGGGCGUCUUCCUGCCUCCCGGGCCGGAGCCGCGGUGACCCCGCGCACCGAUGCAGCCGGGGUGAUGCCGGGGGCUUGGACUUGGACUGGUCACGAGUGAAACCACGGCAGGUUCCUCUGAGCCGUUCCCCAGCGCGCUGGGGUGUGACCCCGUGGGCAGCACUGGCCAGAGCGGCUCCGUCCAGCAGGGAGCACGCGGACGCUGGGGUUGGGGUCUUGGGGCUGGGGACGCGGGGGGGUCGUGUCCUCCAAGUCCAUCCUCGCAGGACAGGCGUGUUCCCGACUCGCACCCCCCUGCCUUCGUUUUAUACAGUUCAAGUUCAAUUA